This is a messenger RNA of Cokeromyces recurvatus, 2965 nucleotides long. Its product is annotated as Pep3/Vps18/deep orange family-domain-containing protein. Gene Ontology annotation, biological process: vacuole organization; organelle fusion; endosome organization. The coding region runs from base 44 to 2770 and encodes 908 amino acids. The record is from RefSeq and is a predicted model, not a curated record. Gene Ontology annotation, cellular component: HOPS complex; endosome. Gene Ontology annotation, molecular function: protein-macromolecule adaptor activity; protein binding. Lineage: Eukaryota; Fungi; Mucoromycota; Mucoromycetes; Mucorales; Mucoraceae. The transcript is spliced from 13 exons.
UUUUAAGCAUUUUUAUAAAUAUUAUUUUUCUGCACCAAAUAUAAUGUCUUUAUUAGAUGACUAUAUUGAAUCUUCAGAAGCUGCUCACGGUGCUUCUAUACUUCAAUAUGGUGCAGAUGCUUUUACUUCAGCUGCAGGUUUCGAUGGACAAGAUAAUCUUCGAUUAGAGACAGGUUAUGUAUCUACAGGUUUUGGUCAAACAGAAGAACCAAUCUUUGGAUUAGACUAUGUUCAAUUCCAAAUGCCUGCAAAACUUGUUGAUAUGGCUGUAUCCAAUAAUAUUCUUAUUGUUGCACUUGAAUCAUUUCGUUUAUUAAAAAUUAAUCUAGAUAAUUCUUUAGAAGUUGAAGAAAUUGAGAUUGUACGUAAACCAAAUGAUGGCAAGAUAAAAAAAAUAUUUUUCGAUCCAACUGGUAGACAUUUGAUUAUCACAACGGAUCAUGGCGAAAACUAUUAUUUAUAUGAAAAAUGGAGAAAAACAAAAGUUUUAUCUAAAUUUAAAGGAAUUAUUAUUACUUCAAUUGCUUGGAAUAAGCAAGCAACAUUAACCGAUCCUUCAACACGAGAAAUUUUAAUUGGUACAAAAAAUGGUCUUAUUUAUGAGGCUUGCUUGGAACCAGCAGAUGAAUAUUUUAAAAGAGAGGAAAAAUAUUUCAAGCAAGUUUAUUCUAUACAUGAAUCUACCAUGCCUAUCACUGGUCUUUAUUUCGAACAGUUCCCCGUUAAUAAUCGUAAAUAUUUUGUAAUGGCCACCACUACAACACGUAUUUAUCAAUUUAUUGGGUUUAUUGGUCCAAACAGUUCAAGUAGCGGAUCACAUCUUUCUUCAGCAGGCAAUGAUACUGUAGAAGAAAGAGGUGAAAAGGCUAUGUUUGAAAAUCUGUUUUCCAAAUAUGAUGUAAACCCAGGCUAUCAAGAGUUGCCUGGUGAACUACCGCAUAGUGAGUUACAUUUCUUUAGUCGAUUUCAUGAACUACAGCAACAAGGUAUUGCAGAGUUAUUUGCUUGGUUAACUGGACCUGGUAUUUAUCAUGGCUCACUUGUUUAUGGAUCACAGAAUGUAGGUGAUAGCGUCGUUGAUAAUGUUCAGUUAUUACAAUAUCCAGCUACUCCUGAGGAGGAUGAUGAUUCAGGAAAGCUUAUAACUGAAAUGCCUAUCUCUGUAGCAUUAACAGAGUUCCAUUUCAUACUACUUUAUAAAGAUCGUGUUAGAGCUAUCUGUCAAUUGAAUGACCAAAUUGUCUAUGAGGAAAUGAUACCCUUUGGACAAGACGAGAGAGUGGUUGGAAUGACAGUAGAUGAUAUUAAAAAAACAUUUUGGAUUUAUACAACACUCUCUAUUUAUGAAUUAAUCAUCAGUAAUGAGGAACGUGAUGUUUGGAAGCUUUAUUUAGAGAAGAAAAGAUAUAAUUCAGCGCUACAUUAUUGUAAAGACCCUGCUCAAAGGGACAAAGUAUUUACAGCCCAAGCAAAAGAUUACUUUAGUCAAAGACGUUACAAAAUGAGUGCAGAAAUUUUUGCUGACAGUACAGUACCCUUUGAGGAAGUCACGUUAAUGUUUGUGGAGAAAGAAGAAGUAGAUGCUUUACGUGUUUAUUUAUCAAACAAAUUAAGCAAAUUAAGAAAGAAUGAUCAAACACAAAAAACGAUGCUAGCCACAUGGCUUGUCGAAUUAUAUCUUUCAAAAUUAAAUGAGCUGGAAGACUUGGCGUCAUCUGCUCAUUGCUCACCGAUACCAAAUGAAGCAACUAACUUAACACCAAAUACAGAGGCUUAUUUUCUUGAACAACUAGACGAAGUUCGUGAUGAAUUUAAAACUUUUCUUGAAACUUAUAGUGGGCAUCUUCACCGCCCAACGACUUAUCAUUUAAUAACUAGUCAUGGUCGUAGCGAAGAGUUCUUAUACUUUGCCUCUUUGAUUGGUGAUUAUGAAAAAGUGAUCAGUUAUUGGAUCACCGAAAAGAACUGGACAAAGGCUUUAGCAGUUUUAAGUAAAGAGGCUGAUCCUGAAGUUUUUUAUAAAUUUUCACCAGUUUUAAUGGAAAAUGAACCUUAUGAAACAGUUAAUGUUUGGAUGAGACAGAGUAAUUUAAAUCCAAGGCAACUUAUUCCUGCUCUUUUAAGAUAUGACCAUAAGAAAGUAAUUGAUAAGGUGAAUCAGAAUCAAGCUAUACGUUAUUUGUCACACGUUGUGACGAAUCUUAAUAACACUGAUCACGCUAUUCAUAACUUUUUAUUAACGCUUUAUGCUACUCAAAAAACAACAGACGAGACAGCUUUAUUAACAUUUUUAAAAAAUGAAGGUCAGGAAAUGCAUUAUAAUCUUGAUUAUGCUUUGAGACUAUGUGCUCAAAACGGUAGAACUCAAAGUUGUGUACAUAUUUAUAGUCAAAUGGGAUUGUAUGAAGAUGCUGUUAAUUUAGCACUUCAGAAUCAUGAUGUUGAUCUAGCACGCAUUAAUGCAGACAAGCCAGAAGAUGAUGAUGCACUCCGAAAGAAGCUUUGGUUAACUAUUGCAAAAUACAUUGUUCAAAAAAAUAAGGAUAUUAAAUCUGCACUUGAAUUUUUGAAACAAAGUAACUUGCUGAAGAUAGAAGAUAUACUUCCAUUCUUUCCAGAUUUUGUUGUAAUUAAUGACUUCAAGGAGGAGAUUUGUGAUGCUUUAGAGAAAUAUAAUACUACAAUUGAUGAUAUUAAGGGAGAAAUGGAUGAGGCGACUAAAAGUAGUGAUAGCAUUCGAUUGGAUAUUCGAAACUUAAAGAGCAGGUAAAAUUACGUUCGUUCGAAAGUUUAUAUUAUUUCUAUGUAUUCAACUUUUAUUUUAAGGUUUGCUAUCGUAAAUGCUGCUGAUAGAUGCUAUUGCUGUCAUUAUCCACUUUAUAGUCGUGCUUUUUACAUAUUUCCUUGUCAACAUGGUUUUCAUAGUGAUUGUCUUAUGGAUAAGAUGUUUAAAGUGCUGCCUACU